Messenger RNA from Anisakis simplex (herring worm), 234 nucleotides. The record is from the annotation of a GenBank genome assembly. Lineage: Eukaryota; Metazoa; Nematoda; Chromadorea; Rhabditida; Anisakidae.
AUGGCAACACACUCACGGCAGAAAUUCGAAGAAGAAAAUAGCAAGAAGGAGUCGCCAACAUCGAUUCCUGACUUCUUGAAACCGACUCCAGUUGCAGCUGGUUCGCGAGGUCAAAUGGCCGCACAUCCUUAUGACUGUAUGACGUUGGCCUGUUUAUGUCCUUUCUUUCGAGUUAGUUGCGUUGACUGUACCUUCAUACCGCUGUUUCUUUUCUGCAAAUCAAUUGUUUCAUAA